UGAAGUGAAUUUUGUAGGUGGUAGGUACUAAAAAACAAGUGGAACACUUUUGUCACACAACAACCUCGUCGUUUUCUUCUUCUUAUUCACUCUCUUCAAGAUUCCUCCUACAAACACAAUAUUAUUAUUAUUUUUUUGCUUUUCUUUCAAUUUUCCCGCUCCAUUAAUUCUUUUAUUUUGAUGUGUUAUUACUCUGUUGUUUCUUUUCUAUCAAUGUUCUAUUGUCACACUUUGUUUUUUCUUUAUUCUGAAGCAAAGCUAUUACUAAAUUGCAUUGUUUUCUGAGAAAAAGUGGAACAACAAAUGAAUGCUAGAACACGCUCAACUCUUCACUCAAUCAAAUCUUCUUUAAAUGAUGCCAAAGAGAAGAUGGAAAGUGGUGGAAGCAAAGCAAUGAAAAAUGGGCGAAGAUCUAAUAAUAGAGAAAGGAAAAUGGCAUUGAUACAAGAUGUAGAUAAGUUGAAGAGGAAACUGAGACAUGAAGAGAAUGUUCAUAGAGCUUUAGAAAGAGCAUUUACAAGACCUUUGGGUUCUUUACCUCGUCUUCCUCCUUAUCUUCCUCCAUAUACAUUGGAGCUUCUAGCUGAGGUGGCAGUGUUGGAAGAAGAAGUGGUAAGGCUUGAAGAACAAGUUGUGAAUUUCAGACAAGGUUUAUAUCAAGAAGCUGUGUACAUAUCCUCAAAGAGAAAUGCAGAAAAUUUGAAUGACCCUAUUGACCAAAACUCAAUGAGAAGUAGUUCAAAGCAUCAGAGAUCAAAAUCCUAUUCACAAACUGAGUUUAAUUCAAUGACAAGGUCUCUGCCACAGCCUUCACUUUCCAGAAGUGCUUCUAGCAGAAAGCUAUUAUUCUCUCCUGACACUGUCACUGGGAAUGGGAAGCAAUUAUUGCACAGAAAACAAGAUUCAUUUUCAUCUAUUCCAGAAGAAGGAAGGGGAAAAGAGAAUCAAUUGUUUAGUAACUUUGUGAGAGAUAAGCAUUCUCCUGUGAAGAAAAUAUCCAAACUCAUCACUCCUUCAAAGAAAUCUCCACUCAAACAAGAAUCAGCUCAGAAGUCAAUGGAUCACUUGAAAUUGCAGUUGGACUGGAGAUUAAUAUCAGAUCAUGAAAGAGCAAAGAGUUCCUCAAAUUCAUCAACAAAUGAUAAGGUGUCAGAAGUUGAUAGCACACCAAAUAGAGUUUCAGAGGAUCUUGUCAAGUGUUUGUGUAACAUAUUUAUGAGAAUUGGUACUUCCAAGGACAAAUUUGUGGAACCAAAAACUCCUUCUUGUAGUAAGGAAAAAAAGGGUCAGUUGUGUGAUCCUUAUGAUAUCUGUUCAGAAUCCAAAACAAGAGAAGUUGGUCCAUAUAAGAAUUUAUGUGAAGUUAAAGGUUCCACUUUUGAUCUCAACAGAAAAACAAAUGCAAUGUUUUUGAUCCAUAGGUUGAAGUUCCUACUUGGGAAAGUUGCCUCUUUGAACUUGAAGGGUCUUACUCAUCAGGAAAAACUUGCAUUCUGGAUAAACACUUAUAAUUCUUCUAUUCUUAAUGCAUACUUAGAACAUGGCAUACCUGAAAGUCCUGAAAUGGUUGUAGCACUAAUGCAAAAGGCAACAAUAGUAGUUGGGGGACAGUUGCUAAAUGCAAUCACAAUAGAACAUUUUAUAUUGAGACUGCCUUAUCACCUUAAGUUUACAUGUCCAAAAGCUGCAAAAAAUAAUGAUGAGGUGAAAGCAAGAAGCAUAUUUGGAUUGGAAUGGUCUGAGCCUUUAGUAACAUUUGCACUUUCUUGUGGAAGCUGGUCUUCACCUGCAGUGAGGGUGUAUACAGCAUCAAAAGUUGACAAUGAGUUAGAAGCAGCAAAAAGAGAUUAUUUACAAGCUUCAAUAGGCAUUACAAAAACAAACAAGAUAAUAAUCCCCAAGUUGCUGGAUUGGUAUUUACUUGAUUUUGCAAAGGACCUUGAUUCUUUAUUGGAUUGGAUUUGUCUCCAAUUAUCUGAUGAAAUAAGAAACCAAGCAGUUAAAUGCAUUGAAGGAAGGGAAAAAAUGUCUCUUUCACAUAUGGUACAAAUGAAGCCUUAUGAUUUUAGUUUCAGGUUGCUUUUACACCAAUGAAUCAGUGACAUUCUGAACUUUGGUGUGGUGGGUAUUUUUUGUGUACAUUGGUUUACAUAGAAAGUAUAUAAAAGCCAAAACAUGUAAUAAUGUUUUUUAUUUAUUUUGGAAAUGGGUUUUGGCAUUUUUGGUUAUGGUCAUUGUUGAUUAGAUAUGUAUGGUUUAUAGGAAAUAUACAUAGAUAUUUCUUAGACAUUCAUUUGGUGGCAUACAUUUUGGAUUUUUUAGGAUAAUAUCAUGUUGCUUUAA
This is a messenger RNA of Cicer arietinum (chickpea), 2343 nucleotides long. RefSeq lists its product as uncharacterized. The record is from RefSeq and is a predicted model, not a curated record. NCBI's taxonomy places the organism in Eukaryota, Viridiplantae, Streptophyta, Magnoliopsida, Fabales, Fabaceae.